Molecule: messenger RNA, 437 nt
Organism: Exaiptasia diaphana
Lineage: Eukaryota; Metazoa; Cnidaria; Anthozoa; Actiniaria; Aiptasiidae
Exons: 3
Coding region: 15-437 (140 amino acids)
Source: RefSeq, a predicted model, not a curated record
UGCUAUACAAAACAAUGCAAAAACCGAAGAUAAAUACGACCAAGAUCAUAAAGGACAACCCAACWUGUAACAUAGGCUAUAAUAAAGUGGGUUGUUUCAAGGACGACAGCAAACAGCCAAGACCAUUGAAAGAACGCUUAUUUGUUGACAGUCUAAACAGUGGUUAUGAAAUCGAUUGGGGUAGCUGGAAUGACUACAUGGUUGACUUAGUKUGCAGAUGUGCAGAAGUUGCCGCUGCAAAGAAACAUGACUAUUUUGGGAUUCAAAAUUUCGGAGAAUGCUGGGCUGGUGGAAACACAUACAAUCGAGUAGGACAGUCCAACGAAUGCCUGUCAGAUGACUAUGAAACGUGCCAAGAAGAUCCUAAAGCUAACAAACACAAUUGUGUUGGCAAAAAAGAUACAAACUACGUCUACAUGCUAAGAUUUAGAGGUUAG